Solanum pennellii is the source of this 985-nucleotide messenger RNA. RefSeq lists its product as uncharacterized. The transcript has a single exon. The record is from RefSeq and is a predicted model, not a curated record. The coding region runs from base 206 to 751 and encodes 181 amino acids. NCBI's taxonomy places the organism in Eukaryota, Viridiplantae, Streptophyta, Magnoliopsida, Solanales, Solanaceae.
CUACACACUGAAUAAAAAGUGAAAGUGCAAAAUCUCAGCAACCAAAAUUCACCACUCACUUUAAGCCUUUGAAGUCUUAUAUUAAACAUUAUAAUAUAAUGUCUCCAUAUCCACUUUCAUCAUUAUAAAUAUUUCUACAACCCCCUUCAUUUUCAUUUCAAGCACACACCAAAAAUCUGAGCAGAAAAAAAAUACAGUAAAGGCCAUGGACUGGUUUUCUUGGUUGUCCAAAACAGAGCUAGACCCUUCUCUUGUGUAUGAAUAUGGCCUAGCUUUAGCUCAUAACGAGCUAGAAUACGACGACGUCGUUUACUUCAACCAUGAAUUUCUUCAAAGCAUAGGCAUUUCAAUUGGCAAACACAGAUUAGAAAUUCUCAAACUUGCGAAGAAAGAAAGAGGAGUGAUCCCGAAUUCCAUGUCGAGAUUUCUCCAAAUAAUUAAACGCACAAAGAGGCGUUUGUCAAAGUAUAUAAGGAAUUGGGGUCAUAGCGAUGAAUUAGCACUUGCUUUAGUUCCUAAAAGGAUUAGCAGUUCCAGAUGGAAAAAUUCUAUGUUGAAGAGGAGGAGUACAAGGGUUGCUGCCGCUAAACAGAAUACUCUGUUGAUCACAAAUGGAAGUCCCAAUUUCAAUUCAGAUUCAAGAAUGAACAGUUUCUCUAAUGGUGAAAAAGCGGGUGAUGAUUAUUGGGCGUCGUGUGGAGUUGAAGAAAUCAGGUGGGAUACAAUGUUUCAGAAUCUAAAACCAACUUAAUUUUUUUUUAUAUGAAAAAAAAUUAUUCGAAAUAUUGAAGGAACUCCAGGUGGAAAAACAAAUAAAAUGGUGAGAGAUGGAUUUUGUGUUCUUCCACCAAUUCUGUUUUUAAAAACUUUUUGGAAUUUCUGUUUGCUCAAUAUUUUUAGCUCAGUGGUGGGCGCAAGGAGAAAGCCACCCCAUGAAUGUAUGUAUAGUAUGUGUUAUUAAUGAGAUCAUUUCAAUGAUUUUACA